AUGGUGGUGCAUAAGAAACCGUUAAGUGCAUUCCCAAAGGACACUGUAUUUUCUUCACCUAUAAAGAGAAUAUUCGAUUCACAGACAACAAUCUAUUUUCAGCAUUCUGAAGCAUUAACUCGACUGAAAUUUUUCGUCUCAAAAUACACUUCAUUAGUAGAAUCAAAGACAUAUUACCCUAAGAAUGAGGCUGCGGCCCUGGAUAAAGAGUCAUCAGGUGCAUUAAUGGAUGUCAUCGAAAUAUUAAAUCGUCUUUCUGGUUACAUCGAUGAUAUACCGCCAUUUGAAGGACCAAGACGGUACGGUAACCUUGCAUGUAGAAUAUGGCAUGAUAAAUUGAAUGCAGUAAUUACCGAUGAAAUAACUAAUUUACUCAGGAGAAAUGGUGUUGAAAAUAUUGAUAAUGGAUUUGUAUUAGAAAUGACUUAUUAUAUUCAAAAUUGUUUUGGUUCAAAGACAAGAUUAGAUUUUGGAACAGGGCAUGAAUUAUCAUUUGUUGCAUUUAUUGCAGCUUUAGAUAUGUCUGAUCUAUUACCAAAUUUAACUGGUUAUACCAUAAUGGAAAUAUUUAAUCAUUAUUAUAAGUUAGUGAAAAAACUUAUUCUUACAUAUACUUUAGAACCUGCUGGAUCACAUGGAGUUUGGGGUUUAGAUGAUCAUUUCCAUUUUAUAUAUUUACUUGGAGCAUCUCAAUGGAUUGGCAAUGAAAAGAUAAUAUUGCCUAAGGAUAUGUUAGAUAAAUCUGUUCUAAAUCAAUACAAGGAUCAAAAUUUUUAUUGUAUGGCACUUUCAUUUAUUUUUCAAGUUAAAUCUGGUCCAUUUAGUGAACAUUCCCCUAUCCUUUAUGAUAUAUCACAUAAUGUAAAACACUGGUCCAAAGUAUUUAAAGGUUUAAUGAAAAUGUACGAUGAAGAAGUCUUAAAUAAAUAUCCAGUGGUUCAACAUUUUUGGUUUGGUACAGGAUUUUUCCCCUGGAUCGAUACGAAAACUGAAAAACCUUUACCGGCAUAUGAAAUAGUAGAAGACUCACAGGAAGAGUUGGAAACAUCUCAUAAUACUAAUAUAGACAAUGAUAUUACAACAGGGAUGCCAAAUCGGACUGCUUAUACUAAACAACCAAUCACAUAUCAUACAAACUUGCACACUCCUACAAUAAUGACGAGAAACGAAACAAUACCAAGCACAAUCAACAAUGCAUUUUCCAGAAAACCUCAAACGGCACCUUCAAGAACAAUAACCUCAAUGGCUCCACCUUCGUCAAGAACCUUUAAUAAUUAUACAACUUCAGCCAGAAAUUUGGGUACUACAUCCAACAUGGCAUCAUCACGUUUAGCUCAGGAUGAGAAACUGAGGAACGUACUUCCAAAACGAUAG
Maudiozyma saulgeensis is the source of this 1374-nucleotide messenger RNA. The record is from the annotation of a GenBank genome assembly. Lineage: Eukaryota; Fungi; Ascomycota; Saccharomycetes; Saccharomycetales; Saccharomycetaceae.